Molecule: messenger RNA, 936 nt
Organism: Peronospora belbahrii
Lineage: Eukaryota; Oomycota; Peronosporomycetes; Peronosporales; Peronosporaceae
Source: the annotation of a GenBank genome assembly
AUGACCAUGAUAUUAUUCGAUUGGGAUGAUGACGAGCUGCAGACUUUACUAGAGAUAUGCAAGUACUUCUUACUCAGUGCCAAUGUAUUGUUAUUCCUUACUGCAGCAUUUGUAUUUUUCAUCUCAUCUACUUCUGAAACAAAUUCCGUGUCUUCAUCGACAACAACAGCUCAAUAUAAACGGGCUUUACUUGUCACGGCGCAUCCCGAUGAUGAGAGUAUGUUUUUCCUGCCUUUGCUCCACUCGCUACAAAGUAAACAAGACGAUAAUAAGUCCAAUGACCAUUGGCAGACGCAUUUGCUCUGUCUAUCUCGUGGUAAUUAUGAUGGAUUGGGCAAUGUUCGAGAGAAGGAACUUCAAGCUUGUGCCACGUACAUUGGAUUGUCAAUGGAUCACGCCCACGUACUAGAAGAUCCUGAGCUACAGGAUGGUAUGAAUACGCAAUGGGAUGAGGCACAUAUAGCUUGUAUUGUACUAAAUUAUGUGGAAAAGAACGAGAUUGAUGCAGUUUUUACGUUUGAUGACUAUGGAGUCUCAGGUCAUCCAAACCACAUUGCUACAUACUACGGUGUGAAACGAGCUAUACGUGAACAACACGAGAAAUGCAAUGCUGCUGUAGCUAAUGAAGUUACAAAAGAGACAAAGGUUGUGCGAGGGUGGGCAUUGGAAAGCACAAAUAUCUUACGCAAGUAUGUGGGACUACUGGAUACGGCAUUGUCGUUGUGGUUGUCACGCCAGAGUAAAGACGAACGACAACUCGUGUUUAUCUUCAGACCGCUGUGGAACUACAAUGCGAUGGCAUUGCAUCAAAGUCAGUUUGUAUGGUACCGUCGCCUCUUUGUAGCCUUUUCGCGCUACACGUUCAUCAACACUUUCCGUCCGCUGCUGUCAGUUGACGCUACUGAUCAUUCGGCAGCGCACAAAAAGACGCAGUAA